AUGCCAGGUCCAACCACCAGUGGCACUAACGUGAGCUCCUCCUAGCAAAGCCCUGGCCCUGGGGCAGCAGGAUCCACUGUCCCGCAGAGGAAAAAGGGCAGCUGUGGAACAAGGAGCACAGGCCAUACGACCUCAACAAGCACUGGUGGAGGGUGGCAAUUCUACACAGAAGAUUCCCAGGGGCUGAAAGUUGGCCCUGUUCCAGUAUUGGUUAUGAGUCUUCUGUUCAUCACUUCUGUAUUUAUGCUGCACAUUUGGGGCAAGUACAUGCGUUCAUAG
Jaculus jaculus (lesser Egyptian jerboa) is the source of this 279-nucleotide messenger RNA. RefSeq names its product protein transport protein Sec61 subunit beta-like. The record is from RefSeq and is a predicted model, not a curated record. Gene Ontology annotation, biological process: intracellular protein transport. Gene Ontology annotation, cellular component: Sec61 translocon complex. NCBI's taxonomy places the organism in Eukaryota, Metazoa, Chordata, Mammalia, Rodentia, Dipodidae.